Molecule: messenger RNA, 1048 nt
Organism: Ipomoea triloba (trilobed morning glory)
Lineage: Eukaryota; Viridiplantae; Streptophyta; Magnoliopsida; Solanales; Convolvulaceae
Product: pectinesterase inhibitor 3-like
Exons: 1
Coding region: 156-755 (199 amino acids)
Biological process (GO): negative regulation of catalytic activity
Molecular function (GO): enzyme inhibitor activity
Source: RefSeq, a predicted model, not a curated record
ACCAAACCUCUAUAAAAGAGGUCAGAAGCUAACUGCCCUUUUAUUUCUCUUUAUUGUCUCUCACACUUUCUUGCUCCUAUUAGCUAUCACUCUCAACUCUCAUCAUCGGUUUUAGCAGAAACCUUUGGUCGGAAACACAUAUUUGAAGGCUCAAAAUGAUGGGUUUAAGUUUAAGGUUUUAUCUCCUUCUCCAAACCCUCAUCUUCUCCUACACAUUAGUCGCCGGAGCAAAACACCCGCGCCACGUGUCAUCCUCGUCGUCGGCGGGGGAUCUGGUCCGCAAAUCCUGCGUGAACGCCAGCUUUCCGGGCAUCUGCUACCGGACCCUGUCGGAGUACGCCGGCGCCGGCGCCAUGAGGACGCCGCGCGACCUGGCGCAGGCGGCGCUCGGCGUCAGCCUCCACCGAGCCGGAAAAGCGUCGCUACUCCUCCGGCGGCUGAAGGCCCGGAGCCGCCGGGAAAAGGCGGCGGUGAGCGACUGCCUGGAGCAAAUGGGGGACACGGUGGACGAGCUCAGCCGGAGCGUGGCGGAGCUGAAACACCUCCGGCGAGGGAUCGCGUUCCAGUGGCAGAUGAGCAACGUGGAGACGUGGGUCAGCGCGGCGUUGACCAACGAGGACACGUGCCUCGACGGGUUUAAGGAAGUUGAAGUGACCGUACGGUCGGACGUUAACCGCCGAAUUCGUAACGUCGCUAGGGUUACCAGUAACGCCCUUUACCUUAUCAACCAACUUGACACCUCCAGACACAAAUAAAAUUUCCAUUAAUCAAUUAAUUUUUAUUUUACUAAGCUAUUAUUAGUAAUAAAAUAUAUAUUUUAUAUAUCUGUCUGUAAUACAUACUAUUAAUUAUAUAUGUAUGUAUGUAUAGUUUUUAUAUAUUUUUAUAUACACACACAGAGAGAUCUGAGUGUGUAAUGUUUCAGGCUUGUGUACGUACUUGUGUUUUAUGUGUCGGUGGAUUUGGGAAUUUGAGUCCCAAUCUUUUACCUUGUAGAAAAAACUCGGAAUUUGGACCGUUAUUGAAAAAUUACAUCUAAAUUUUGUUA